AUGUGUCUGAUCGUCUCCGACAAUAUCAAGGCUCACAGCAGGAAAGAGCCGCAGCUUUCUCCAGCGUUGCACAUGCUUGGUAGACGCUGAGCCAGAGGUUCGUGAAGCCAAUCACCACAUGGAAACGUUCAGCCCGUUGCCUCAGUCUGGUGUCAUGAGACGAGACUCCGUCUAAGACCUGAUGAACCUGUUAAGCCAGGGUAAUAAUGCACAGAUGGAACACAACGACCAGCCGAGCAUCUCUACUCAUCAAAUGUUUACAAUGGUCGAACAUAGUAUGUACGCUCAAUCAUUGCGGUCCCCCUCACGUGCCCGUAGGCCGAGGGGCACCGCACCCAAGAUUGUUCGCUUCCUUCUCCAUUUCGAUCUCCGUGUCCGAUGGUCCUGGGUCCAGCAAAAGAGCGAACCUCUCAACAGACGUUUGUUUUCACGAGAACAUGAAUGUUUUUAUUUUGCGUUGUUCAAUAAUGAAGAAGAAAGGAAUGAAACUGAGCAAAGGUGCGCCGCGCAGGUCGCGUUUUGUAGUGCGCCCGCGAGAAUUUUUUGAGAGGGUCCGUGCCUCAGGCAGCCAAACGACUCGACUGGACGACCCAAAUGGGCGGGCACGAGGAAGGGUGGAAGGCAAGAAGGGUCCUUCCAUCCUUUGCGGCGUGCUCCCCCCUGCCUUCCAAGUGUUUGACACCCGCGGCCGGUCUUCGGCAAGCUGCGCUCCCAAGUGGGUCAGCUGCAACGACAUGCCGUCACUGGGUGCUAGUCAUUCCCAAUCUCCCGCCUGUGCUGCUAGCACCAAGAUAAUCUCCCCUGGGAUUGGGAAUUGCUUCUUCAAACACCAACACAACAAACCCACAAACCACACAUACACAAGAUGGUCAAACCGACAUCAAUGGCCGUAGAUGCCCUUCCGAGGUUUCUGCUUCCUAGACUCAGCUGGACUGGUCCUGCGACAGCAUCCCAAGCCCUGCGGCCUGCUUCGGCACUCCCUCCGAGCUCGCGCCGUCGGAUGCAUACCCGAACCAGCGCUUUCCAAGAGUCGAAUUUACCACCGAGAUGCCGCAGCAAUGGCUUCAACACCAAGGGUAGCUCGAUACUGGCGAGCCCGGGCCUCACUAGGUCCUUUCAUGCGACUCCUUCACGGCAACGAGAUCACCACUUUGAUACCUUGAAGUUCGUCCAGCGGAUGAAGAGCGAGGGCUUCACGGAGGUGCAAGCCGAGGCCACGAUGAAGGUCCUGAACGAUGUAAUACAAGAAAGGUAUACGA
Colletotrichum godetiae is the source of this 1259-nucleotide messenger RNA. RefSeq lists its product as uncharacterized. Bases 207 to 893 code for a protein of 228 amino acids. NCBI's taxonomy places the organism in Eukaryota, Fungi, Ascomycota, Sordariomycetes, Glomerellales, Glomerellaceae. The transcript has a single exon. The record is from RefSeq and is a predicted model, not a curated record.